CCCAAGAGAAAAACAGGGCUGGUGUCAAGGGGGAUAGGUACAAGAAAGUCGAGCCCCCCGACAGCCCUGCCCAGCCGCUCGGGGUAGCGAGGGCAGCGGGGGCUCCUUCCCGUCCCAGUUUUCCCGACUUUCACACGAUGGCAGCAGAGGCGAGGGAACGUUCAGAGUCGGCAGGAGCUGGGCUGGGGAGGGGGGGCUCUGUUUCUGCCACGACUGCCCUCGCCCCCCUCGCUGCCCACACUGCCCUUCUCUGCCCACGUUGCCCUCGCACCCCUCACUGCCCAUGUUGACCAUCCUGUUCACGCUGCCCUCGCUGCCCCAGCCUGCCCCGCGCUCAGGCAGGAUCAGGCCCCGGCUCCUCCUCCGGCCACCCCGUGACGGUCCCAGGGGUGACACUACCUGCCCAACCUGCGCUGCGACACCCGGUCCCACCCCUCGAGUCAAGGGCCGCGCUGCGCUGCCAACCCGGCCGGCCCCGCCGCCACCGCCGCCACCCUUCGCGCCCCCUGGGCCCCCCUCGCUUUUCCCACCCGCUCCCCGACGGAGAGGAACCUUUGCCCGCUCCGUCUCCUCCCUCGGCGCCUCCGGGAGCUCGGCCCGCCCCGCCGUCUGCUCGAGGCUUGGCAGCGGGAAGGAGGAAACCCAGCGGUGGCCCCGCGAAGGCGGGCGGCAGCCGGGGCGACAUGGGCAGCGCCGAGGAGGAUUAUAACUUUGUCUUUAAGGUCGUCCUAAUUGGGGAGUCUGGGGUGGGCAAAACCAACCUGCUCUCCCGCUUCACCCGCAACGAGUUCAACCAUGACAGCCGCACCACCAUCGGCGUGGAGUUCUCCACCCGCACAAUCCUCGUGGGAGAUGCUGUGGUGAAGGCUCAGAUCUGGGACACUGCGGGGCUGGAGCGGUACCGUGCCAUCACGUCAGCGUAUUACCGGGGGGCCGUGGGUGCCCUGGUCGUGUUUGACAUCACCAAGCACCAGACGUAUGAUGUGGUGGACCGCUGGCUGAAGGAGCUCUAUGACCAUGCCGAGGCCAGCAUUGUCGUCAUGCUGGUGGGGAACAAGACCGACCUCGCACAGGCUCGGGAGGUGCCCAUGGAGGAGGCAAAAAUGUUUGCAGACAACAAAGGGCUGCUAUUUGUGGAGACGUCAGCGCUGGACUCCACCAACGUUGAGCAGGCUUUCGAGACCAUCCUGAAGGUUGUGCUCAUUGGGGACUCUGGGGUGGGGAAGAGCAACCUGCUGUCACGUUUCACCCGCAAUGAGUUCAACCUGGAGAGCAAGAGCACCAUCGGGGUGGAAUUUGCCACGAGGAGCAUCCAGGUGGACAACAAGACGGUGAAGGCUCAGAUCUGGGACACAGCCGGGCAGGAGCGGUACCGCGCCAUCACCUCAGCGUACUACCGGGGGGCGGUGGGAGCUCUGCUUGUCUACGACAUCGCCAAGUACCUGACAUAUGAGAAUGCCGAGCGCUGGCUGAAGGAGCUGCAGGACCACGCUGACGCCAACAUUGUCAUCAUGCUGGUGGGCAACAAGAGUGACCUGCGGCACCUGCGGGCUGUGCCCACUGACGAGGCCAGGAGCUUUGCAGAGAAGAAUGGGCUGUCCUUCCUCGAGACAUCUGCUCUGGACUCCACCAAUGUGGAGAUGGCUUUCCACAACAUCCUCUCAGAGAUCUACCGCAUCGUGUCCCAGAGGCAGAUCACUGGGCAGCCGGAGUCAGAGUUCGGCCCCAGCACCACCAUUGAGCCCAUCCGGGUGCUGCCCACGCAGCAGGAGGGCCGGCAGACCCCCUGCUGCCAGAACAUCUGAGCCCCUGGACUGCCCCCACCGUGACGGUCCACCACCCAGCACAUGGUGGCAUCAUGUGUCUCACCCUCUGCCUCUGCCCCCCACAACCCCCUGAGCCAGACAGGCUGGCAGCUGCUUUUGUCUGCAACCUCAUGCUGCCCAUGCACUGCUCUCCCUGUGUUUAUGUAGGACCUACAAAAAUAGGGGGGGAGGCAAAGCAUCAGGGUGUCUCCCCUCUCUCCCCGUGAUUGGGGACAUGCCAUUCCCUGUGCCCCUGCUCCCUCUAGCCCUGCAGGCACAGUCACCGAGUGGCUGAGUGGCACUGAACAAGCCUGAACGUGAUGAGUCCCUGUUUGGUGACGCCCUGGGUGCAGCCCUGCAGGGAGGGGGACACCGGGUGCACCUUUCUCCCGCCCAGUGAAAGGAGCAGCAACAUGGCCAGUUGCACCCAGCCCUGCCCCUGUGACACCGAGGGCUGGGAGUGCCCCUGGGUGCUGCUGGGGACAUUGGGGUGGGGUGUGGGGAUGACACUGUUUUCAUGCUGUGACCCCUUCGAGGCAUGGCCCCAGCUGUGACUCUUUCAUGGAAAGAGAUGGGAGCAGGAACUGGGGGGCCAUGGCUUCUGGGGAGGGCUGAGGAGGGGACAAGGGGGGCCAGGGCUUUGGGGGCUGAGGGUGAGGGCAUGGAUAGGGUGCUGAGGGCAAGCACAUGGUCCCUCCACACAGCUCCCCGUGUGGGGGCCAGUGCCAGCACUGGGGACCCCUUAGCUCUGGCUCUCAGGAGCCCCUGGCACGGGUUGACCCUGCCCCACUCCAGUGUUUGGCCACUGGUGGCUGGUGCCCUCAUGGCCCAGCCUGGGGACAUGGUGCCAUUAGAUGGAGCAUCUGCUGCACCUGCAGGGUGAGAGUGGCCCUGUCCCCUGCCUGGAGGGCAGCAGCCACCCCCCAGGGUGGGCACCUCCGAAGGUGCUGGGACAGACUGGGCUGGGCCCAACCCCUGUCAAGGGUCAUUGGCAGGUAUCAAUCAGGACUGGUGCAAGUGGGAGAGCCUGUCCCCACUGAACCAGUGCUGGGGGUCUCUGUCUCUCCGUGGCUGCCCCCCAUCACCCCAUCUCACUUGACUGUGUCAGCAGGAUCUGGGCCAGCCACUCACCUUGGGGUGAAAUUUGUCAAUGAAACAGGAAUUGAGGCAAAAUCCCCAAAUAAAGCUGCUAUUGAGAGUC
This is a messenger RNA of Pseudopipra pipra, 3006 nucleotides long. It is a transcript of the gene RAB25, whose product is annotated as RAB25, member RAS oncogene family. Bases 684 to 1805 code for a protein of 373 amino acids. The record is from RefSeq and is a predicted model, not a curated record. NCBI's taxonomy places the organism in Eukaryota, Metazoa, Chordata, Aves, Passeriformes, Pipridae. The transcript is spliced from 8 exons. Gene Ontology annotation, biological process: constitutive secretory pathway; regulated exocytosis. Gene Ontology annotation, cellular component: Golgi apparatus; recycling endosome. Gene Ontology annotation, molecular function: GTP binding; GTPase activity.